This is a messenger RNA of Suillus paluster, 901 nucleotides long. RefSeq lists its product as uncharacterized. Gene Ontology annotation, biological process: transmembrane transport. The transcript has 6 exons. The record is from RefSeq and is a predicted model, not a curated record. Lineage: Eukaryota; Fungi; Basidiomycota; Agaricomycetes; Boletales; Suillaceae. The coding region runs from base 102 to 749 and encodes 215 amino acids. Gene Ontology annotation, molecular function: transmembrane transporter activity.
GCCAGAUUCACUUAUUUUUGAGACCAUUUCCCCGUUCACCCCCCAACUGAUCAGAGACAUUGGCGUGACCCACGGGGAGGAAUCCCAGGUUGGAUACUACUAUGGCAUACUGUCAACUAUCUGAUCGCAUUGGGCGGAAGCCCUUGAUACUGACUGCUUUAUUCACGAUAGCGGUCACGAUGUUGUCGUUUGGGCUGUCAAGAUCUUUUCUCGGUCUGCUGGUCAGUCGUGUUAUCUGCGGGGCAUUCAAUGGUCAAUAUAGUGUCACCAAAAGCAUGGUGAUGGACAUUACUGAUGCCACCAAUUUGGCGAAUGCGUAUGGAUAUAUGCCACUCCCAUGGAUGUCAGCAGCUGUGAUUGGAGGAUUUGCUGGAGGAUCGCUCUCCCGACCAGCAGACAGAUUCCCCGAGAUCUUUGGGCAGUCAGAACUCCUGAAAACUUACCCAUAUCUCUUGUCAUGCGCUGUUCCAGCAUUUUUUGCCUCGACGGCUUGGCUACUUACGUGUUUCUAUCUCAAAGAGCGUUUCUACCAGGGCACCUCCUUGGGAGCUGAUCAGAGAAUGGCUCUCGGGACAAUCAUAUACAAAGCCUUCCAUGCCAUCGAGGAGCAAUGGUCUGACCAGUUCCGGGGAAGCAAACUCCGAAGAAGUCCCAUCAAAGCUGGUUCCAAUGCGUGCCUUGCUGACUCCAAAGGUCCUGCUCAUAACAGCAAGCUAUGGCACCAUGGCACUGUUAUACAACGCACUUAACUCGAUUCUACUUCUUUUCUAUGCGACGCCGAUUGAACUCGGUGGUCUUUCCCUUGACCCUCCCCGCAUUGGCGCUAUAUUUGCGACAUCAGCUUUCUCCCAUGGGAUUUUCCAGCUACUUUUCUACACUCGCUUAUAUGAUCGCUUUGAUG